AGUCCCAGUCUAAUGCUGGCUAAUUUACUAGCCGAGGCUAUCCGUCUCUAUGGUCUCUACCGCGUCGCGGAGGACGAGGAACAGCGGACCCGUUUCAAGUUUGAGCUACAUCGUAGUGAGGUUCGAGGCGACCUUGAGAACAUCCUCUCUCCCCUACGCUUCUCCAUCAAGCUUGGUCCAGUGGUGGAACAACAAUGUACUGUAAAACGCUCCAAAAAGCGCCCCCUUUGGAUAGCGUGGGCCAAUCCAGACAACCUCGCAUCCCACCACCACAUGAUUCACCAACUUCUCUUCAAACACGGUGAUGAUCUGCGACAGGACAUGCUCACUCUCCAGAUUCUCAAGGUGAUGGACCACAUUUGGAAGGAGGAAGGUUUUAACCUUGAUCUCACCACCUACGACUGCCUUGCCACAGGCGACGAGAUGGGUCUCAUCGAGGUGGUGCGCAACUCGCAGACCAUCAUGUCUAUACAGGGUCAGCGAGUGCGCUCCGCAAUGCAGAUUGACUCUUCUCAACUACACAAGUGGUUCCUCCAGAAGAAGGCUGCUCCACUGGGAUCGGAGGAGGCCUAUGAGGCAGCCAUUCGGCGAUUCACAAACAGCUGCGCAGGCUACUGCGUGGCAACCUUUGUACUGGGCAUUCGCGACCGGCACAAUGAUAAUAUCAUGGUGGAUGAUUCGGGUCGCCUAUUUCACAUCGACUUUGGUCACAUUCUUAAUAACAAGAAGAAGAAGUUUGGCAUCACACGGGAACGUGUACCGUUUGUGCUGACAAGUGACUUCGCUUGUGUCAUUGCUCGAGCUGCCACUGCUCAGUGGCCGUCACAAUGGUUUAUUCACAAUUUUUCGGCUUGCUAUUCAUCCUCCUCACCCCCUCCCCUCCUUUCCCUUGCCUACAUAUUUGCAGCCCACGUGGCUUACAUUGCAUUAGAGACUGGAUCACCGCUUCGAGUGGGUGUUGGGUCAAACUUGAAGUGGGAAGAGAAGCCCUAUCGAAGCAAGGGAUUCAUGGAUUUCACACGGCUGUGCGGGGAUGCAUACCGCAUUCUGCGGCAGCAUUCAAAUCUGCUCCUUACCCUCCUCGCCAUGAUGGUGCCCUCCGGUCUGCCCGAGCUCACUUGUGCCGGUGAUCUGGAGUACGUGCGCAAGACGCUGGCUGUGGAGCUGCAUGACGAGGAGGAGGCGCUGAACUACUUCAACGCUAAGUUCAACGAGGCCUACAAUGGUGCGUGGACUACAAAAAUUGACUGGUUUGCCCAUUGGGUGCGCCGAUGA
Molecule: messenger RNA, 1275 nt
Organism: Hydatigera taeniaeformis
Lineage: Eukaryota; Metazoa; Platyhelminthes; Cestoda; Cyclophyllidea; Taeniidae
Source: the annotation of a GenBank genome assembly